Molecule: messenger RNA, 474 nt
Organism: Monoraphidium neglectum
Lineage: Eukaryota; Viridiplantae; Chlorophyta; Chlorophyceae; Sphaeropleales; Selenastraceae
Product: elongation factor EF-2
Exons: 5
Coding region: 1-474 (157 amino acids)
Biological process (GO): cytosolic ribosome assembly
Cellular component (GO): cytosol; ribonucleoprotein complex
Molecular function (GO): ribosome binding; GTP binding; GTPase activity
Source: RefSeq, a predicted model, not a curated record
AUGAAUGUCACGGUGGCGCAGCUCGCUGCACUGCAGCAGCAGCAGGACCGCAUCCGCAACAUGUGCAUCAUGGCGCACGUCGAUCACGGAAAGACAACGCUGUCGGACCAUUUGAUAGCAUCGAACGGCCUCAUCCACCCGAAAAUGGUGGGAGAGCUGCGCUACCUCGACAGCCGCGAUGACGAGCAGUCUCGUGGCAUCACCAUCAAGUCGUCCUCCAUCAGCCUGCUCUACGUGCCAGGCGCAGUACACCGGCCGGAGGGCCCGCGGUCCAUCACGCCCGAGGAGAAGCUGUCGGGCGGCUUCCUGGUCAACCUCAUCGACUCGCCCGGCCACGUGGACUUCUGCAGCGAGGUUUCUACUGCGGCGCGGCUGUCUGACGGGGCGCUGGUGCUGGUGGACGCGGUGGAGGGGGUGUGCAUCCAGACGCACGCGGUGCUGCGGCAGGCCUGGGAGGAGAAGAUGAGGGGGUAG